Juglans regia (Persian walnut) is the source of this 2027-nucleotide messenger RNA. RefSeq names its product receptor-like serine/threonine-protein kinase SD1-8. The transcript is spliced from 7 exons. Bases 46 to 1902 code for a protein of 618 amino acids. Gene Ontology annotation, molecular function: chitin binding; protein serine/threonine kinase activity; ATP binding. The record is from RefSeq and is a predicted model, not a curated record. Lineage: Eukaryota; Viridiplantae; Streptophyta; Magnoliopsida; Fagales; Juglandaceae. Gene Ontology annotation, biological process: carbohydrate metabolic process; protein phosphorylation.
UCCCCAACACUUCGUGGGGUUGUGCCAACAGGAACUAGCUCCGAAAUGGCCAAUUUCGGUACCCUUUUGGACGAGUGGCGAGUUGCUGUAAAUUCCGAGGCUAAAAAUUCAAGCAAUCCAGAGUUACUCCUGGUCAUGGCCGGCAAUCGUCUGCCAGCUUUGGGUUCAGUGAUUUACCCAAUUGAUUCCAUGAGGAGGAACUUGGAUUGGGUACAUGUAAAAGCGUACGAUUACUAUUUGCCUGGAAGGGACAGAGUCACAUACUUUCAUGCAGCUUUGUUUGGCCCUUCGAACAUGGCUAACACGGAUAACGGCAUAAAUGAGUGGAAGAGAAGAGGUUUUUUGCCAAGCAAGUUGGUCUUGGGGUUGCCUUUCCACGGCUAUGCGUGGACACUUUUGAGCCCGCAAAAGAAUCCAAUUGGUGCAGCCUCUGCGGGUCCGGCUGUCACCAUCGACGGUUCCAUGGGCUACAAGUUCUUCAAAUCGUUCCUUAGAAGCUUUGGUCAUGAAGCAGCUUCCGUGUACAAUGCUACUUCAGUGGUGAAUUACUGCACGGUUGGGUUAACUUGGAUUAAUUACGACGAUGUGGAGGCUAUUAGAGCUAAAGUUUCUUAUGCAAAGCAAAAGGGUCUGCUUGGUUACAACGUGUUUCAAGUCGGCAAUGACGACAAUUGGGUGCUUUCUAGAGCAGCAGCUCAAGUGGAAGAUGAAGAUCAACAGAAUAAGAGAACGUCAUUGUUUAUAAUUAUCACUGCAGCUUUUGCGGCUGUGAUAUUAAUGAGCACUAUUGCGUGUUACUUACAGGGGAGAGGUUCUAUGGAUAGUGCGAAAAGAUUCUUGCAUAAAGUAAAAAAUAAUCUAUCAGCUGCUGAAGAUUUUAACAGCAAAGCUUCUAAUCUGCAAGUAUUCAGCUAUAGUUCCAUUAGAGCAGCUACAAAUGACUUUUCAAGUGAGAAUAAGCUUGGAGAAGGUGGAUAUGGUCCUGUUUACAAGGGUAACUUACAGAAGGGACGAGAGAUAGCAGCAAAGAGACUUUCAAGAACUUCAAACCAAGGCCUUGAAGAGUUCAAAAAUGAGGUCAUGCUUACCACAAGACUUCAGCAUGUAAACCUAGUUAGAGUUUUGGGAUAUUGCACCGAGAGGGACGAAAAGAUUUUGAUUUAUGAAUACAUGCCAAACCAAAGCUUGGAUCUAUAUCUCUUCGAUCCAACUAGAAGGUUUCUUUUAGAUUGGAGAAAACGUGUUCACAUCAUUGAAGGUGUUACUCAGGGGCUUCUAUACCUCCAGGAAUUCUCAAAUUUUACUAUAAUCCACCGAGAUCUAAAGGCUAGUAACAUAUUACUUGACAAUGACAUGAACCCUAAGAUAUCAGAUUUUGGGAUCGCUAGAAUUUUCAAGAAGGAUGAACAUGAAGCAAACACAAGUCGGAUUGUUGGAACAUAUGGCUGUGUACCUCCCGAAUAUGUGAGAAAAGGUACAUACUCGACGAAAUACGAUGUGUAUAGUUUUGGAGUGCUACUUUUGCAAAUCAUAAGCAGCAAGAGGAAUACGUGUUAUUAUGGGACACAUGGAAAUUUGAACCUCUUAGAAUAUGCAUAUCAGCUGUGGAAAGAGGGAGAAGCGUUCGAGUUUGUUGAUCCAUCACUGGAUGAUUCAUCUUCUUCUUGCAAACUCCUAAAAUGCAUGCAAGUAGCUCUUUUAUGCGUCCAGGAAAAGCCUGUUGAUAGACCUACCAUGUUAGAGGUUUCUUCAAUGCUCAAGAAUGAAGCUGGAACCAUCGAUAGUCCUAAAAAGCCUGCUUUUUCAAUUCAAAGAGAUGAAAAUGAGGAAGGAAAUUGUCUUUUGCAGGAGAACUUGUGGUCGGUCAAUGAAGUGACAAUUUCCCAUAUGGAACCCCGAUGAAAAGAAAUGUAUUGUUUUGAUUUCACGACUUUUUGUUUGCUGAAAAUAAAAAAUCCUGUAAUUUUAGAGUCGUCUCUACGCGUACAAAACAACAAAGGCACUGCUCUUUCGGUCAACAUUUCAAA